GUGGAUUCUUGCCUGUCAGCCAUAUUUGUUCGGAGUAGCUGAUAAUUUGAGAUUUGCACCGAUUUACAGUACAACCAUGUUGACCUCCCGUGUUGCUGUUGGUGUACCUAAGCUCUUUAAGCGUAAUUUUGGAAUUGUUUGUCCAGCUCUCCAAAAAGCCACUGACCCAAUUCAGCAAUUGUUUCUUGACAAACUACGUGAAUACAAAUCAAAAACAGCGGGUGGCAAAUCUAUUGAUGAUCCUGAAAUUGUAAAGGAAAGACAAGCUGAAUUGGAGAAAAUUGCGAAACAAUAUGGAGGUGGUUCAGGCACAGAUAUGACCCAAUUUCCCCAGUUCAAAUUCACUGACCCAAAAGUGGAUGCAGGUGUCUCUUCGAGCAACUAGAAAUAUAACACUACAUGUAGAUAACAUAUAUUACCAAUUGUCGUAUCUCAGUAUGAAAACAGUUAAAAAUAAUAUAACUGAACAUAAACUAUGAACAUCUAAUAA
Cephus cinctus (wheat stem sawfly) is the source of this 490-nucleotide messenger RNA. RefSeq names its product ATP synthase-coupling factor 6, mitochondrial (gene ATPsynCF6). The record is from RefSeq and is a predicted model, not a curated record. The transcript has 4 exons. Gene Ontology annotation, biological process: proton motive force-driven ATP synthesis. Gene Ontology annotation, molecular function: proton transmembrane transporter activity. Lineage: Eukaryota; Metazoa; Arthropoda; Insecta; Hymenoptera; Cephidae. Bases 77 to 385 code for a protein of 102 amino acids.